Messenger RNA from Nilaparvata lugens (brown planthopper), 2044 nucleotides. Its product is annotated as probable tubulin polyglutamylase TTLL1. The coding region runs from base 185 to 1882 and encodes 565 amino acids. Gene Ontology annotation, cellular component: cilium. The transcript is spliced from 10 exons. Gene Ontology annotation, molecular function: tubulin binding; tubulin-glutamic acid ligase activity. Gene Ontology annotation, biological process: protein polyglutamylation; microtubule cytoskeleton organization. Lineage: Eukaryota; Metazoa; Arthropoda; Insecta; Hemiptera; Delphacidae. The record is from RefSeq and is a predicted model, not a curated record.
AACAUAUGAUUUUAAUAGUAACAUAAAUGGGGUACUAAAUUUUCCUGCCAUACUAAUAUUAUUUCAAGGUAGAUAGAUAUUAUUCAUAAAGCACUUUCUGUAAGUCAUUUAACCUGUUUCAAGAUUUUAGAAGACGUUUUAUUAUUCAUUUCAUGAGAUUAAAUGGUAAAAUAGAAUAAAAUCAAUGAUAUCUUCACCAUUUUGUAACUGGAAGCAAAAAGCUGAUACUGAAUACACUGAAAAAUACGAAAUUUAUGGAGAUUUGGCAUGUAAACAACAGAAGAAAGUGAAACGCCAAAAAGUGAAGUACUGCAUAGAUGUGUCCAAAUCAGUGCUGACUGACAAUUUUGAAGAAAGAAAAUGGAUUCGUGUCUCAUCCAAUGAUGAUUGGAACUUCUUUUGGGCAACAUCUUCAUCCUGUCAAAAGCUUUUUAGUUGUGGCUCGAGGUAUCGCUUCAGUGAUCAUCAAAUUGUGAAUCAUUUUCCAAACUACUUCGAGCUCACAAGAAAAGAUGCGCUAUCAAGAAAUAUGCGACGUUACCGAAAAGCUAUGGAAAAAUCACAGUUAUUGUUUGGUGUUAAAUUGCUGAAUGGGAAAUCGGUAUUCCUUGACUUCAUGCCAGAUACUUACAUUCUUCCAGCUGAUUAUUCUCUGUUAGCUGAAGAGUUCAAACGGAAUCCGGAAUGCAAAUGGAUAAUGAAGCCUUGUGGUCGGUCGAGCGGCUCCGGCAUUUUCCUGGUCGACAAACUGUCGCAACUGCGCACUUGGAAGAAGGAUGCCGAAAAUAACAUUUCCACUGAGUCAUACGUCAUUUCCAAGUACAUUGAGAACCCAUUACUGAUCGGUGGCAAAAAGUUUGACCUACGGUUGUAUGUACUUGUAACUUCUUUCUCACCGUUAAAAGUGUAUCUAUUCAAUCAUGGAUUCUGCAGGUUUUGCAAUGUCAAGUACGACACAAGUGUUCAACAACUUGACAAUAUUUUCAUUCAUCUCACGAAUGUAUCAAUACAAAAGCAAGGGGAAGAUUAUAACGAACACCAUGGUGGUAAAUGGAGUACAAAAAACCUGCGUCUCUACCUGGAAAGUGUAAUAGGCAAGAACAGCACAGAAUACCUUUUCGACAGAAUCACCUGGCUGAUAGUGCAUUCAUUGAAAGCUGUGAGUCCAGUUAUCAUAAACGACAAGCACUGCUUCGAAUUGUACGGCUAUGACAUCAUCAUUGACAACAAAUUCCAUCCUUGGUUGAUUGAAGUUAAUGCUACUCCAUCACUCACCUCAACUACGUCAAGUGAUAGAAUUCUGAAGAAGAAACUCAUUAAACAAGUUAUCGAUUUAGUAUUGCCACCUUCUGGAUAUCCUGAUUGCAAAUGGCCGAAACUGCCAGCUCGCAGCCUGCUCACCGACUUCCAACUGCUGUUGGACGAGGAGAUCCUGGAGAUGCAAGUGAGCAUAGCACACGGCCGUCGACUAGUGACCAACGCCCUUUCCGAGCACCGCAGUCGCAUGAAACUGCUAUCUGGUCACAACUCAGCACUGCAACGUGUGCAACAUGUCGCAUGCAACACGCAACAGGACAACGAACACCGACCGCGUUUCGCAAUGCACAAACACAGACAUUGCAACAUGUUGCGUCAGUCGGUUGCUGUCAAGCGCAAGAACUUGUGUCGGAUUCAUCAUCCGCUCAAAUACUACCAGCGUUUGUCCAACAGGCAUCGACACGCUGAGAGGCCCAGCUUUCCAAGUAUGGUGAAAAGCGAGGAGCCGUCGCAAGCUGUCAAGACUGCUGCUACAAACCCCAAGAAACAUCUCCGGUACAGACGAUUUGAUCGGAUCUACAACUUCAAAUCCAAAUUCGAUUACAAAAUGACUCACAAAAUCUGAAUGAGACUGGAUGAGCAAUGGGCAGGUAUUUCCGUGAACUGAAGCUCCAAUUCGUGAUUUAUGGUGAUAUUCCGCUCCACCAUAAAUAAUAAUCUAACUCAAAUCAGGAAUGAAAUAAUGAGUCUAGGAAAAUAUUGAAAUACACGCUAUUUUGACAUUUCA